Messenger RNA from Adineta ricciae, 744 nucleotides. The record is from the annotation of a GenBank genome assembly. NCBI's taxonomy places the organism in Eukaryota, Metazoa, Rotifera, Eurotatoria, Adinetida, Adinetidae.
AUGCAUUCGACAACAACGACAGAUCUUUCGAUUCUCCUUCAGAAUUUGAGUAAAACAAAUGAUACUCAUAAAGAAAAGGUUGUCUUAAUCAAAACUGGUGCUUUGAAUCCCGUUCAUCGUGCUCAUAUUUCCAAUAUGAUCAAAGCCAAAGAACAUUUAGAACGUGUUUAUGGUUUUCAUGUUAUCGGUGGUUAUUUAUCGCCUACUCACGAUCAGUAUGUUCAAGGAAAAUUAUCACGUGAAGAUUUUCUUAGUGGAUAUCAUCGAAUUCGAAUGUGCGAAGAAGCCAUUAAAGAAGCGAAUCAACAACAUUGGCUUGGUGUUGAUAAAGCAGAAUGUACAGCUCCAAAAUUCAUUUCUUUAUCAAAAGUAACACUUAGUUUGCAAAUGUUCAUCAAUGAAGUAAUUCAGUUGGAAAAACCGAUUCGCGUGAUCUAUGUUGCUGGCCUUGAUUUAUUCAAUCGUUGUCAUGGUAUGGUCGCAAUGAGAGAAGCACCUUGGAAUGGUGUUGCUGUUGUGUAUAGAUCAGGAGAGAAGGAAAGUCUUAUCCAAUCGUCACAUUCAAUUUCAAAUGAAAGAUUAUUUUAUGUUCGAGAUGAUACUCCGGAAAAUCAGGCAGAAGCGGUUAGUCAGAUAAGUUCAACACAAAUUCGACAAAUGAUUAAAAACGGACAAUCGUGUCACAAUUUAACAUAUCAAUCAGUUCUUGAUUAUUUAAAAACAAUUCCAAGUCCGAGAUCAUAA